CUCUCCGUUGUAAAAGUUAGGUUUUUGAUUGGCUGUUGUGGCGGAGGAGAAGGAGAGGAAAAGAGAGGGAAAGUACAAGUAUAGCAUAAUCGUUCUUACGUACAACGAGCGCCUCAAUAUCGCUCUUAUAGUCUACCUCAUUUUCAAGCAUCUCCGUUUUUGAAUGGUGUUUAGGGAUGUUGAUUUUGAGAUAAUUGUUGUGGAUGAUGGGAGUCAUGAUGGCACUCAAGAAAUUGUCAAGCAACUGCAGGACUUGUAUGGUGAAGGCCGCAUUAGCUAGAGCCAAGAAGCUUGGUUUGGGAACUGCAUACAUACAUGGUUUGAAGCAUGCUACAGGUGAUUUCGUUGUAAUCAUGGAUGCUGAUCUUUCACAUCAUCCAAAGUAUUUGCCAAGUUUCAUCAAGAAACGACUAGAGAAAAAUGCAAGUAUAGUAACAUGUACGCGAUAUGUAAAAGGUGGUGGUGUACACAGGUGGAACCUUAUGCGGAAGCUCACUAGCAGAAGAGCAAAUGUGCUAGCUCAAACACUUUUAUGGCCUGAUGUAUCUGAUUUAACCAGGCUAUACAAGAAAUCGGUGCUUGAAGACAUGAUUAGCUCAUGUGUGAGUAAAUGUUGUGUCUUCCAGAUGGAAAUGAUCGUUCGUGCUACCAGAAAAGGAUACCAUAUUGAAGAGGUACCAAUCACAUUUGUGGAUAGAGUCUUUGGAACUUCGAAGCUGGAAGGAUCCGAAAUAGUGGAAUAUCUAAAAGGACUCGUCUACCUUCUUCUCACGACUUAAAGGAACGAGACUAAACACAGCCCAACAACACAUGAAUCUCUAUUUAUACUCUCGUUUACUUAACACUUGAACUCUGAACAUGUCUUUAAGAAACUUCAGUUCACCUUUGAGUUUUGCAUCUGUCAAAGACUCAAAAAGGUUCAUACUAUCUUAAAAGUUGUUUUUUCUUCUUCUAAA
This is a messenger RNA of Brassica napus (rape), 956 nucleotides long. RefSeq names its product dolichol-phosphate mannosyltransferase subunit 1-like. Gene Ontology annotation, molecular function: dolichyl-phosphate beta-D-mannosyltransferase activity. Lineage: Eukaryota; Viridiplantae; Streptophyta; Magnoliopsida; Brassicales; Brassicaceae. The transcript has 8 exons. Bases 204 to 779 code for a protein of 191 amino acids. Gene Ontology annotation, biological process: GPI anchor biosynthetic process; protein O-linked glycosylation via mannose. Gene Ontology annotation, cellular component: endoplasmic reticulum membrane. The record is from RefSeq and is a predicted model, not a curated record.